Molecule: messenger RNA, 1986 nt
Organism: Callorhinchus milii (elephant shark)
Lineage: Eukaryota; Metazoa; Chordata; Chondrichthyes; Chimaeriformes; Callorhinchidae
Product: vertnin
Exons: 2
Coding region: 1-1986 (661 amino acids)
Biological process (GO): regulation of transcription by RNA polymerase II
Cellular component (GO): chromatin
Source: RefSeq, a predicted model, not a curated record
AUGCUUUCUGGUGGACAUAUGGAUGCCGGAAGGGCGGAGCUGGUGGAUGCUCUGCGCUGUAAGCUGCAGGAGGCCACUGAAUGGCCAGACCCUGACUAUCUCCGAGCCGUCACCUCCGACGUCGGCAAGUUAUUAUCUAGCUUCUCUGUCCCUUCGGCCUGUGAGAGGAACAGGAAUGUCUCGAUGGGAACGGAGGUGGAUCUGGAGGCCAAAGCCUUGUAUCCUGAGGAUGCCCCAAUGGACAUGGUCCCUCUGAGCUGUCAGGGUCAGGGGAACCACCUAUUUGAAGCGGCCAGCGUGUCGCUGUUGGGUGACAGCAGCCUGAGCGCGGAGCUGCAGGUCAGGACCAUGGUGGAGAUGCUGCUCCACAAACAGUAUUACCUCAAGGGGAUGAUCGACUCCAAGAUCAUGCUGCAGGCGGCCAGAUUCUCUCUCUGCACUGAGGAGUCUGCGGCUCGAAUGGACCAGCUGCCUAUGGCCAUCCUGGAGGCCAUCUUUGACGCCGAUGUCAAGGCUACCUGCUUCCCUGGCACCUUCUCCAACAUGUGGCACAUCUAUGCUCUGGCCUCAGUUCUGCAGAGAGAUGUGUACUCCAUCUACCCCAUGAGCAACAUGAAGAUCAGACCCUAUUUCAAUCGUAUUAUCCGGCCCCGGGCCAGGGCGGGGUCUGCCUGUCAGUCCCAGACUCUACAUGUUAUGUGGGCAGGGGAGAGCCUCUCCCGCUCGGUCUUCAGGCCUCAGUACUUUGCCCCCGUUGUACCCGUCAGCACCCUGCACUGCCCCAGCUCAGGGGAGGCUUUGCCUCGCAACACCUUGGAGCUCCUGAACAUGGACCCUGACAUCUCCUACUCUAUGCUACGGGAGAAAUACAGCAUCACCAAAAGCACCUUCUACAGGUGGAAGAGACAAUCCUGGGAGCACAGGCAGAAAGCAGCCACCAGGUACGAGGCCAAGCAAUAUCUCCAGCAAUGUUUCUCAGCUGGUAGCUUCCUGCCCCUCCAGCAAUUCCGAACCCGCUUCCCCGAGGUCUCCCGCUCCACCUAUUACACCUGGAAACACGAGAUGCUCCUGGGGGCGGGUGUGAGAGUCCCAGGGCUGGACGCUGGGAUUCCGGGGGCAAACGAGAACCAGUCACCUCUCUCGGGGGGCUCGGAGAACACAGAGAGCUCCAAACUCCACCCCAGGCCCGGCUUCCCAAGGCCCUUUAACAGCCAAAGGUCACCAUCCAUGCAGCUGGUUAAAAGCUUCCUGAGGAACUGUGUAUCCCUGAACAUGUGUCCUCCCUACAAGAGCUUCAGGAAGACUUACCCCUGGAUCUCCAGGUCCACGUAUUACAACUGGCGACGAGAGGCCAUGACCCGGGUAGCUCUGGGACCCAAGGACAGUGCCACGGGGCAGAUUGGAAACACUUUGGUGGGACUUGGUGAUCUUCAAUUGCCCUCUCUGUACAAGAGCAGGGCAGGAAGUGACCUUCGAAGCCCUUUCCUCCCCCUCUGUGGCAGCAAGAGUAAUCCCUCCCCCUUGCAGAGGACGGAGCGGGAAGAAGCCAAGAGAAGGGUCCAAAAAUGGCGAAUGCCUCACUCCGUGUUCCGUGUCCGGUACCGGACCAUCUCCAGCUCCACCUAUUUCCUGUGGAGGAGGGCAGCCGGCCACCAGGGGGCGGGGCUGAGACAGCAGCGACGAGAGGGGGCGGGGCUGAGGGCCUGUGGUGAGACGGGGGUAUCAUUGGACAGGCGUCAGCAUCUCGUUGCUGCCUCCACCUGCCUCCGAUCUGGAAUGUUCUCUCUGCUCCCAGCUCCUGCCAAGACCUUCAAUGUGACAUCUUUGUCCAAGGCUGAAGCCAAACUGUUUCUGCAGCAACGAUUCGAGUCAAACACUUUCCCGACUUUCAAGGAAUUCAGCGGUUUCUACCCUCUGACCCCCCGCUCUACCUACUACAUGUGGAAACGGGCCCUGAUCAAUGGCAUGGUGCUGACGGACUAUUAA